AUGGUUGGUAAGCCAAUUGUCCCUGCUCCCACGUUCAUUCUUACCACCACCUGCAGUUGGCGAACUGCUGCUCAUGACGCGCAGUUGCAGGUGCUGACGCGUGAUUUCAGUACCACGCACACUGCCGCGGCCCCACUGCAGAUGACUUGGCACAGACUCCAGCAGCAGGGCGCGCAUUUGCUUCUCCUGUCGCGCGGCCGCUUCUCCUUUCGCGCUGCUGUUGGUGCGCGACCUCCUCCUGCCACUGCAGACGACCUGUCGCUCCUGCAGCGUUCGCAGCGUCUUGCGCAUGACUGCUCCGCCCUCAUUCGGCGAUUUGCCCUUGCGUCAGCAGUCGCUGACGACCUGGCGCGAGUCUGCUGCUGCAUCGGCGGCGGCCACCUGCUCUUGCAACUCGACGUCUGCAGCACCUGCUGCUCCUGGCGCGGGUCAGCUGCGGCUAGUGAUGCACUGGAACAGCGCCAGCAGCGCCUGGCGUGCGGCAGCAGCACCACCAGCUCGUGGCAGGCGGCAGCAGCACCAUCGCCCGGCAGCACGGCGGCAGCUCCUUGUGGCACACGGCUGCACCUGCGUGCCUUCUCCGUCGUGACUAGGUGGCGCACAGCAGCAGUAGCAGCAGCAGCAGCAGCUCCUGGCGCCCUGCACUAG
Messenger RNA from Closterium sp. Naga37s-1, 648 nucleotides. The record is from the annotation of a GenBank genome assembly. NCBI's taxonomy places the organism in Eukaryota, Viridiplantae, Streptophyta, Zygnematophyceae, Desmidiales, Closteriaceae.